Molecule: messenger RNA, 954 nt
Organism: Epinephelus fuscoguttatus (brown-marbled grouper)
Lineage: Eukaryota; Metazoa; Chordata; Actinopteri; Perciformes; Serranidae
Product: odorant receptor 131-2-like
Exons: 2
Coding region: 1-954 (317 amino acids)
Biological process (GO): G protein-coupled receptor signaling pathway
Cellular component (GO): membrane
Molecular function (GO): G protein-coupled receptor activity
Source: RefSeq, a predicted model, not a curated record
AUGCUCGUCAGAGACACCUUCACCACGGCGUUUGUGAAGAACUUUAUUGUGGUUUUGGUCUGGCUUGUCCUCAGUUACAUCAAUGGCAGUUUGGUUGCCACCUUUUUUAGACACCAGACUUUUUAUGAAGACCCUCGCUACAUCCUCUUCAUCCACAUGGUGAUGAAUGACGGCAUCCAGCUGACCGUCACAAUCACACUCUUUGUCCUCAGCUACAUCUUCUACAAGAUUAACGUCUCUUUCUGCUGCUUCUUUAUCCUGGUGGCAGUCUUCACCACCAGAAACACUCCGGUCAACUUAGCUAGCAUGGCCAUAGAGCGCUACAUUGCCAUUUGCAACCCUUUACGCCACCCCCAAAUCUGCACAGUGAGAAGGACUUAUAUCAUCAUAGGGUUGAUAUGGUUUAUAUGUGUGGCUCCAGACAUUACAGAUCUAUUUGUGACGCUAGCAACUGAGUCCAUGAGUUUCUUUCAUGAGUCGGUGUUCUGCUUGCGGCAGAAUGUGUUUAAAGACCCAAUUCUGAAAUACAAAAGACAAGCCUUUGAUAUCAUCUACUUCUCCUGUGUGUUUCUGACUCUGGUCUUCACCUAUUUGAGGAUCCUGUUUGCAGCCCGGGCCCUCUCUACAGAGAAGAUGUCAGCCCAGAGAGCCAGGAACACCAUCCUGCUCCACGGGGUCCAGCUAGCAAUGUGCAUGCUCUCCUACAUCUCCCCCAGUGUGGAGAUCAUUCUACGUCUAAUCUUCCCUGGACGAAUCCUAGAAAUCAGAUUUGCAAACUACCUGAUUGUCUACAUCCUGCCAAGGUUCCUCAGCCCAAUAAUCUAUGGUGUGAGAGAUAAAAAGUUCAGGAAGUACCUCAAGAUGUACCUUCUCAGCAAGAGGUGCAGGGUCAAACUGCAGACAGUGGCGCCUGUGGACAGAGAUGAGAUGAAUAAAGUAAGAGGAAUUAAAUAA